Molecule: messenger RNA, 912 nt
Organism: Acanthosepion pharaonis
Lineage: Eukaryota; Metazoa; Mollusca; Cephalopoda; Sepiida; Sepiidae
Source: the annotation of a GenBank genome assembly
AUGCUUAUCAUUCGCCCGAACGAUAAGCGAAGAUAUAGUUUUAUAACACUUCUUUAUUUUCCCUUUUUUUUCCGGGUUAUUUCUUUUCCUUUUCCUUUUCCCAUCUAUUUUUUUUUCUUUGUUUAUUUAAAAAAAAAUUCUUUUUAUUUUCUUCCUCUUCGUUUUUCUUCCUCUUUUACUUUAGCCUUUUCUUUCUUUCUUUCUUUUUUUCUUUCUUUCUUUAUGCUUUUUAUUUUUUGGGCUCUUUUUUUUCUUUUUUUCUUUUUCCCCUACCUUUUUUUUUCUUUGUUUCUUUCUCCCUCUUUAUCUUCUUUUUUUUCUUCCCUUCUCUCUCUUUCUUUCUUUCUUUUUCCUCUUUGUUUUGUUUGUUUGUUUCUUUCUUUUUUUUAUAUUAAUCCCCACCUCUUCCUCUUUCUUUCUUUCUUUCUUUCUUUCUUUCUUUCUUUCUUUCUUUCUUUCUUUCUUUCUUUCUUUCUUACUCGUUAUCUUUUCUUAGAACUUUUUUCUUUAAAAUGUUACAAUGAAGAGAAAAACAUCUAUCUAUCUAUCUAUCUAUCUAUCUAUCUAUCUAUCUAUCUAUCUAUCUAUCUAUCUAUCUCAGUUUCUUUCUACCUAUCUAUCUAUCUGUCUGUCUGUCUGUCUAUCUAUCUAUUAGAUGUUUUUCUUCACCAACCUAAUAUCUAUCUAUCUAUCUAUCUAUCUAUCUAUCUAUCUAUCCUUCACAACAUUCAUAUCUCUCUCUCUCUCUCUCUCUCUCUAUAUAUAUAUAUAUAUAUAUAUAUAUAUAUAUCAAUCAUAUUAAAUACUUUUUUCACAUAUAAUGUUAUCAGAUGCUUUCUUUUAUCAUAUUCUUUCAUAUUUGGAAGGCUGGUGCUAUACAGUCUUUCUACUCCUAAUUGGUUUUGUCUUUAA